Molecule: messenger RNA, 860 nt
Organism: Mollisia scopiformis
Lineage: Eukaryota; Fungi; Ascomycota; Leotiomycetes; Helotiales; Mollisiaceae
Exons: 3
Coding region: 1-777 (258 amino acids)
Biological process (GO): mycotoxin biosynthetic process
Source: RefSeq, a predicted model, not a curated record
AUGUCAUCAAAAGAAUACCACCCGCUAGCUCUAGGUGAUCACAGAGAUGAUGAGUCCGAAGACAGUCUUCCUCCAACUUACCUCUCUGAUUUCAGAAAGCGACGAACCUCGUCAGCUCUUCAAUGGGGACUCUAUGUUUUUGGACUUGUUCUGACUGUUGCUGUGACCGCAUUUGUUUCAACGGCCAUUGCUCAGCAGCACCUCAUAAGAACAGCGCCAGGAGAUGGCCUCGAUUCGAAUAUGCCUACGGAAGUCCGAAUAAUAAGCAAAACACCGCCUGACCAGAUGGAAAAGAUCUGGGACACUCUCAUAACGAGAGAACAAGGACUAGUCUGGAUUGACAAUCCUGAAGAACAUGGCUUUCCCCCAGGACUCCCAAACGGCCCUGGUGGCCAGAGAAACGUAUAUGGUCUUUCAUAUGCUCAUCAAUUGCACUGUCUCAUGAUGAUUCGAAACGAGUAUCAUGCUUUGCAAAGAAACGAAAGCAAGCAGAUCCUGGGACCAGACGGCGAAGCCUCACUUGACACCAUGACCAAGAGGAGAAUCCACCACAUUGAGCACUGCUUCGACUAUCUACGCCAGAGCGUUGAAUGUGUCAGUGACAUGACCAUCGAAUGGGCGGAUCCAGAGCCUGAUGAAUUGGGAAAUCUGUAUCACAUCAACGGCUAUGGUGUUCUUCACCAAUGCCGCAAACGAGAAUCUGUAAUCAACUUUUCUGCUGCUAGAAGACCUCCACUUGUUGCUCAUCCCGAAGAAGGUGGUAUUGAUGGACAGUGAGAGCAUGGCGAACGCCAUCAUGGCAAUCCUUCAGAAGUUGCAAAGUAAAAGAGCUUGGCAAUUUUGACUUGGGGGUAUCAUGA